Messenger RNA from Gavialis gangeticus (Gharial), 5169 nucleotides. It is a transcript of the gene ADAR, whose product is annotated as adenosine deaminase, RNA specific. Lineage: Eukaryota; Metazoa; Chordata; Crocodylia; Gavialidae. Gene Ontology annotation, cellular component: cytoplasm; nucleolus. The record is from RefSeq and is a predicted model, not a curated record. Gene Ontology annotation, biological process: adenosine to inosine editing; RNA processing. The coding region runs from base 160 to 3744 and encodes 1194 amino acids. The transcript is spliced from 15 exons. Gene Ontology annotation, molecular function: double-stranded RNA binding; tRNA-specific adenosine deaminase activity; double-stranded RNA adenosine deaminase activity.
GGUCUCGAGGGCCGGUGGCCGCUGCCAGUCGCGCUGCUCCGGGACGGGACAGGCGGAGCGGCCUCUGGGCAGCAGCUGUGAGAGUGGAGCGUGAAUCACAGCUUCCCCUCUCCUGGCGUGCACAAGCUCAGAUUCCCACUCGCGUUCCAGCAGCGCGCUAUGAACAGAGGUGUUGGCCGAGGCAGAGGCUCAUAUCAGACACCCACAAAACGUAACUCCUGCCACCCUAGUCCAGCCUCUUUUAACAAUCCUCUUGUCCCGCAGGGAAGCAAUCUGAGCAGAUUCCAACUGCAGCAGAUACAGUUCCUAAAAGGCCAGCUUCCUGAGGCUCCACUCUAUCCAUUUCAGGAACAGAGGUCACAAGUAGAGCAACGCUUCAGGGGUCUGCAAGCAGCUGCAUCGGUUCCUAGAGGGAGAGGGCACAAUAACUGGGGCACGGCUGGGAGACCUAGAUCCCUUUAUAGUAGUUGGCAUGAGCACAGUGUACCAGUUCGUUGCCCCAGUCAUCGUCAUACCUACCCAAAGCCAAGCAGAGAGCUUGACCCCCUCAGUGUGAGCUUUCAGGGGAUGUGCGUACGAGACCUGGAGCAAGAAGUUUUGACAGUUUUAGGUCAGCUCAAGGAGGGGACAUCGUGUACGGUGCAUGAUCUCUCUCGUAAACUUCAUCGUCACAAGAAAGACAUCAAUCGUACCUUGUACAAGCUUCUUGAACAAGGCAGACUGUACAAAGGAGAAGAGACGCCCCCACUGUGGAGGAUUGCAGAUAGACCAGGGCCAUCCGGGACAGUGAGUAAAGGCAACGUUGUGGUCAGGAGGACUCUUCUUAGAGAUCCAUCUUUGGAGAGUAAAGAGGAAAAAGGUUCUGCUGGGUGCUCAGAGGACAGUGCAGACUCUCCCGUUAUGGCUGAAACCAAGGAGAAAAUCUGCAACUACUUGUUUACUGUUCCACAGUCAACACCACUCAACAUUGCCAAGAACAUUGGGUUGGGGAAGGCCAAGGAUGUCAAUGCCUCUCUCAAUGACCUGGAGAAAAGAGGCGAUGUCCGCAAGGAGAAUGCAAACCCCCCCAGGUGGUCCCUUACUCCCAAGAAACGUGAGCGGAUGCAGAAUAAGAUGAAAGCCAGUGAGGUAUUAGAAGCAGCACCUCCUGUCCCCCAGCCAGAGUUAGCAGCAGCCUGUGAAGUACCUGAUCCGCAGAAGAGUGUGGUGGCUCUCCCGGCAGUACUAGCAGCAACCUGUGAAGGGCCUGAUCCGCAGGAGAGUGUGGUGGCUCCCCCAGCAGUACAGACAAAAGAAGGGGAGAAUAUAAAAAAUGGACAGCAGGUAGCAGAGCCAAUGGAAGAGAGCAAAGCCAAGGCUCCUGAUCUGGGCUUGUCUGGCAAGAAGCCCAAAUACCAGAGAGUCAUGAACUAUGACAACUCCGAAAAUGGGAGGUGGGCCACAGAUGACAUUCCAGAUGACCUGAAUGCCAUCCACAAGCAGGCUGAUGAGUCAAGGUGCAUCAUGGAAUCUCCCAUUUCCCCCAGCUAUGCUGCCCAGUUUGAUGCUGCCUUCCAAUGCACACCCUUUGAAAAGCUGGUUGCCUGUCAGGAGAAGAACCCAGUGAGUGGCCUUAUUGAGUACACGCAGUACACCUACCAGCACUGUGAGUUUGCCCUUCUGGAGCAGAGUGGACCCUCUCAUGAGCCACGAUUCAAGUUCCAAGUCGUGAUUAAUGGACGCCGGUUCCCAGCAGCAGAAGCAGGUAGCAAGAAGCUAGCCAAGCAAGAAGCAGCUGCUAAUGCCUUGAAGGUGUUGCUGCAUGAGGCAGAGAACAAGGAGGAUGUUGGUGGAGGCAAUGAGAUGUUACCUCCAGACAGUUCGGAAGCAAAGUUGCCCCUGCCCCUGGAACUGGAGUCUCCGUCUGCAGCAGUGCAUCUAAACCUGCUUCCCGGCAAGAACCCCAUCAGCGUGUUGAUGGAGUAUGGGCAGAAGUCAGGGAGUGUCAUUGAAUUCCAGCUGCUAUCACAGGAAGGCCCACCUCAUGACCCCAAGUUCAAGUAUUGUGUGAAAAUGGGUGACCAGGUUUUCCCUGCUGUGGUAGGCAACAGCAAGAAGGGAACAAAGCAGAUGGCAGCUGAGGUUGCUGUGAAGAUCCUCAGUGGAGAGUCUGUGCCGCACCUCAUCCCUGAGAAGCCCUCUGUAGAACCCCAGAGCAACCAGUUCUCAUAUGCUUCUGGCAUCCAGCAUACAACAGCAGAUGAGUCCAAGGCUGCAAAGGCGAAGGGCAUCGGGGAACUGAUCAAAUACCUCAAUGCCAAUCCCAUCAGUGGCCUGCUAGAGUAUGCCCGCUCCAAUGGCUUCGCAGCAGAGUUCAAGAUGAUUGACCAGUCUGGGCCCCCCCAUGACCCAAAGUUCAUCUACCAAGCAAAAGUGGGCGGCCGCUGGUUUCCUGCCGUCACAGCACACAGCAAGAAGCAGGGCAAGCAGGAGGCAGCCGACGCAGCCCUCCGAGUCCUGAUUGGGGAGACAGAGAAGGCCGAGCGCACUGAAGGGCUGAACACCACGGAGCUCCCCAUGAGUGGUAGUACCUUGCACGACCAGAUCGCGAUGCUGAGCCACCAACGCUUCAAUGCCCUCACUGCACGCAUCCAGCACAGCCUGCUGGGGCGCAAGAUUCUGGCUGCCAUUAUCAUGCGGCGAGGAGGAGAGGACCUGGGAGUUGUUGUCAGCAUUGGCACAGGUAACCGGUGCGUGAAGGGCGAGGAGCUGAGCCUGAAGGGAGAGACAGUGAAUGACUGCCAUGCAGAAAUCAUCUCCCGGAGAGGUUUUGUAAGGUUUCUUUACAGUGAGCUGAUGAAGUACAAUCCCUCCUAUCCCUCCUCCACAGAGCAGAGUAUAUUUGAACCAGCAGGAGACAAUAGACUCAAAAUAAAGGAUAAUAUUACCUUUCACCUCUAUGUCAGCACUGCACCCUGUGGAGAUGGCGCCCUCUUCGACAAGUCCUGCAGCGACCAGGCGAGUACGGUAGGCAAGAGCCAGCAUCAACCGCUCUUUGAGAACCCCAAGCAAGGCAAACUGCGCACCAAGGUGGAGAAUGGAGAAGGCACCAUCCCUGUGGGGUCGAGUGACAUUGUGCCGACGUGGGACGGGAUCCAGCAUGGGGAGCGGCUGCGCACCAUGUCCUGCAGCGACAAAAUCCUGCGUUGGAAUGUGCUGGGUCUGCAAGGGGCGCUGCUUUCACACUUCGUGCAGCCUGUCUACCUCCGCUCCGUCACACUUGGUUACCUGUACAGCCAGGGGCACUUGACGCGCGCAAUCUGCUGCCGCCUGACGCGAGACGGGAGCACACUCGAGGCAGGCCUCCCGGCACCACACCAUGUGGAACACCCUGAGGUGGGGAGAGUCAGCGUGUACGACUCUGCCAGGCAGACGGGCAAGACCAAGGAGUCCAGUGUGAAUUGGUGUCUGGCUGAUCACAGCGAGGUGGAAGUCCUGGAUGGCACCAAGGGCAAAGUGGAUGGACCAAAGCUGGAGGUGUCCCGCGUGUCCAAGCGGCGCAUGUUCAACCUGUUCCAGCAGCUUUGUGCCAUGAGGAGCCGCCAGGACCUGCAGGCUUUCACACUGUACUCAGACGCCAAGGAGGCAGCCUCGGCCUACCAGGGUGCAAAGCAGCGUUUUUUUCAGGCGCUGGAGGAGAUGGGCUACGGCAGCUGGAUCCGCAAACCCAAGGAGGAGGAUAGCUUCUCCCUCAGUGAGGCGUAGCGCUGCCCUGCAGCUGCCUGCUCCUUCCCUUCUCAUUUUGUGACGGGAGCCAGGAAUGCUGAGGGGGCCAUGGCCAUCCCCAUGCCCCCUCUGCUCAGCCUGGCACGGCCCGGCUCAGCGGGGAGGGCCUUGCCUUGCUGCGCCCGUUCUGAUUCCUUCUCCAGAUGGACGCUCAGCAUGGCCUUGGCGCAGGCACUGGUGUGAGAGUCCACGUGCGUGUAGGAGCACUUGGUUCUUGCCUCGUCACUCAUUGUCUCCAUUCUUCUAGCAGGAGCCUCAUCCAGCUCCCGCCCCUGUCCUGGCAGCGUUCCUGGCAGUUUGCACGCUGGGUCCUGGGGCAGUUGACAGGACUCUGGGGCACUUCCUUCCCCGCAGGCCUGCCAGCUGCACAGGCUGGGGUGGGGUGGGUGGAAGAGGAGGCGCUCUGCCCUGGCAGCUGCUGCUUCACCCCUGCACCUGCUGUCAGGACCUGCAGUGACCCCAGGGUGGCUCAGAUUAGUUGCAGGUAGGGGUCCUGCCAGUGGCUGUUCUAAUCUCCUUUCCCCUGUAGGGCAGGCAGGCUGGGGGCUCCCCUUGACUGUGUCAAGGGACGGGUUUUGUCUCUGUCAGGCUGGUGCCUCCCCUGCCCCAGGUGUCCCCUCUGGCUGGCUCUGUGGAUGCCGGAGCAGCUUCCUCUCACUGGAGCUGGCGCCGGGGUCUUGGAAACCAGCCCUUUCCCGUCAGCCGUCGUGCGCGUGGUUUUAGUUAAGCUGGGCCACAUCCUCUUUGCUUUUAUGCUUCCCUGUUUUUAAAAAAAAAAAAGACCGAGAAGCCAGCAAGGUUCAGGGCUGUGUGUAAGCCUUGGAUGCCCUCCGUGGGUCCUUUCAUGGAGCUGGGCAGGUGGUAGCCCAGGGGUGCCAACAGGCCUGUGUUGGGACACUGGAGGCUGUGGCUACAGCUACUCGGGGACAGACUAAGGCAGCCUGCAUGUGCUGCCACCUCUGCCAGGCACCAGCACCCCAGUCACCUCCCAACCAGCCCCUCCCUGCUGUGCCAGGACAGGGAGCCCUAGUGCCAGACCAGGCUCCUCAACUGUCCCAGGAAGGAAGGGCACAAGGCUAGGCCUGUUUGCUCCAUUUGGACGUUUCUGGUUCUUCCCUGCUCCCAGCUGUUGCCCAUCGUAGCUCUGGUGCUGAAGAGUGAGCAAAGCAGCUGUCGUUUGGGGGCAGCUCCUGCAUACCCACCACACCACCACCACCACCAGCUGCCCCUUGCCCUAGGGCUGGCUUUCCUUGCACUGUGCCGGGCCUGGGGUAGGAGGAAGGCCCCAUAUGUCAGCCCCCUAGGAGGCUGCCUCACCCUCAAAUUUUUUUGUACGUUGCUUGCGAGCGCCCGGCCAGUGAGGGCCGCCACAUUCCACAGAAAUAAAUCGUUUCGGUCUUGUUA